AUGGCCACAUCUCCUCUUGCUCGAUAUGAAUCUUUCUUAAUCUCCAAUGCAUCGACUAUAUCCACAAUCGAGUCCAGCCUGAGGUCUUUGACAUGGUUCUUGCCGGGGCGGUUUCGAGACGCGGAGCUGGCAUCCGAGGCUUUGUCUGCUACACUCAAUCUACUCAGCUUGUAUCAUGAUACGCUGCUGGCGAGGCGUAUGGAAUUGGACCCGAAGGCCAAGCCCAUUCUCCCACCAUCUGUUCACUCACGAUAUACGCGAGCGUGGGCCAAGUGCGAUAGCCGAUAUCGUUGGGCGGCACGACUGCUCGAGAUUGUGCGAUUUGUGGAGUUGGUGGUCGAGAUGGGAAUGAGGAGGAAGUUCAAGAAACGGACGGCAUGGAAGGGCAUAUUUGCGCUGGAGACUAUAAAAGCGGCCCUUCGCUUGUUCCUCCUAAAACUUACUCGACGACCGGUUCUCUUGCCCCCUAUCCCAGAGCGUGAGAUCGAUCCAGCAGCCAUGUCCCUCGACCCUCUCACCGAACCGGUGAACGAAUCAUCCACUCCCCCACGCACACCAGAUCACAUCAAGAAUAAUCGUCAUGCACUUCCUAGUCCUCUGCUCACUCCGCCCAAAGGUGGGGCAAAGCCCAUGGCAAUAGAAGAUUAUCUUAUGAGCAAGGCUUUGAGCACAGAUGACUUGCGUGCACCCACGAGGCUGAUGGACAUCUUAAUCUCACCACGCGAUUGGUUAGCCGAGCUUCUUUUCAUCGCACGGCCCUUGGUAUAUGGCAAGUGCCUUUCCCCUGCCCCUGUGCACACUGAUGGCCAGACGAAACUAACCCGUUACAUUAGUUUAUUUGCUGUCUCGAACCUACGGCGAGUUCCUCCUCCGUCUUCUCAGCUCGAGCGCGCAGAGUACGCUAGGCGUGAUCGCGAUCUCCUUUGGUACUUCUUCCGUGGGGCUAUUUGGUCCGAGUGGACCAGGCCAAAACUCGAUGCCGUUGCUAAAAAGACACAAGACGCACCUUUACUAGGUCUCCUCAGUGCAUUUAUUGGGGACUGGGUGCCCUUGAUCGACGAAUACUAUUACUCGACCAGCUCCUUCCGCUAUCCAUACGCUAUCCAUAUGUCCGAAAUACUAGCCGACUCGAAGUACUCCCCUGCUACUAUUGUGGGUGGAAGAAGAGUUUCUUUCUCUCGUAAACCACAACCAAGGCAUGUCUCUCCUACCACCAAUGAGCCAGAGCCCGCCGAACCACAAGGCUACCCUCGGCCCCCUCCACCGCCUACAUUUGCGGCCGAACAUGGUCUUCCAAUUGAACCUCAAAUCGAACACAGAGGGGCAUACGCCGUCCCGCCCAACGGACGCGGAGCCCCAAGUACUUCACCAAAGACCUCGUUCAUGCAUCUUCACAAAUCAGAGCUGGGUCACCGUUGA
Molecule: messenger RNA, 1419 nt
Organism: Rhizoctonia solani
Lineage: Eukaryota; Fungi; Basidiomycota; Agaricomycetes; Cantharellales; Ceratobasidiaceae
Product: peroxisomal membrane protein PEX16
Exons: 9
Coding region: 1-1419 (472 amino acids)
Biological process (GO): peroxisome organization
Cellular component (GO): peroxisomal membrane
Source: RefSeq, a predicted model, not a curated record